AGGACGAAUUGAGCAGGAAGUGAGGGACAAAUCUAUCAAACAGAUGGGCUUGCAAUAGAACGAAUCCUCCCCCGAGGCAGGAUUCUUAUCACAGCUAUACCAGACAGUAUCGUUUUUCCCACAUAGCUAGAAGCUUAGUAGCUUCGCUAUGUCUCAGAAGACUAGCUCAAAUAAGUCUUCAUCGACCUUCCACUUCGUCGCCGGCCUCGGCUCCGGUACACUAGGCGCCGUGCUCUUACAGCCUUUCGAUUUACUCAAGACCCGCGUACAACAAUCCGGAACACACUCGAUCCGUGCGGCGAUACGAGAUAUCGCGAAUUCUCCCAAUGCCCUAGCUGGUUUCUGGCGGGGCACGAUCCCCUCAGCCCUGCGCACGGGUGUGGGGUCCGCCAUCUACUUCACGACGUUAAACGUAGUUCGCCAACAUGCCUCGACCUUAUCCUUCGCUACCACAACCUCCCCCGCGACUCCCAAUGCCUCAUCCUCGUCCCUCCCAAAACUAUCCAACACCGCGAACCUCAUAGCCGGCGCCGGCUCCCGUGCCUUCGCGGGGUUCAUCCUCAUGCCCCUCACCGUGAUAAAAGUACGUUACGAAUCAAACCUGUACUCCUAUAAAUCGAUCGCCGGCGCAGCCGCAGAUAUAUAUCGCACAGAGCGACUCCCAGGUUUCUUCGCCGGGUUCGGCGCUACGGCUAUGCGAGAUGCGCCGUAUGCGGGGUUAUACGUAUUAUCCUACGAGCAAUUCAAGAAGCGAUUAAGUUCAUGGCAGAGCACGGGUAUAGGAGCAGGAAUGGGCAUGGGAAGUUCGAUGUCUGCUACAAUUAAUUUUAGUUCCGGAGCUUUGGCCGGUGCUACGUGUUCAUUUAUAUCGAACCCGUUUGAUGCCGUGAAGACUAGGAUACAGUUACAACCCCGCGAUUAUAGGAAUAUGGUGCAGGCGUGUCGGAAGAUGGUUACGGAAGAGGGGGUUAGGUCGCUCUAUGACGGACUAGCCUUACGUAUGGCGCGGAAAGCGAUGAGUUCCGCAUUAGCAUGGAUGGUGUAUGAGGAGCUGGUUCGCAGGGCUGAGGCUACGCUGCGGCACCGGGGAAAUAAUACACAAGGACAUGUAUGACGUGUAUAUUCUUCCUGGAUACUUUUUCACCGACAAACCACUCGCAAGGCUAUAGAGCCUAACCUCCAGCCAAGUUAAAAUAAAGUAAAAUCCUCACUCAUAAAAUAAUAAAAUUCAUUCAAGACGUUUAUAU
This is a messenger RNA of Hypoxylon trugodes, 1247 nucleotides long. RefSeq names its product solute carrier family 25 member 38. Gene Ontology annotation, molecular function: glycine transmembrane transporter activity. The coding region runs from base 149 to 1114 and encodes 321 amino acids. Gene Ontology annotation, cellular component: mitochondrial inner membrane; mitochondrion. The record is from RefSeq and is a predicted model, not a curated record. Gene Ontology annotation, biological process: glycine import into mitochondrion. The transcript is spliced from 2 exons. Lineage: Eukaryota; Fungi; Ascomycota; Sordariomycetes; Xylariales; Hypoxylaceae.